Messenger RNA from Psylliodes chrysocephalus, 585 nucleotides. Lineage: Eukaryota; Metazoa; Arthropoda; Insecta; Coleoptera; Chrysomelidae. The record is from the annotation of a GenBank genome assembly.
AUGUAUUCUUCAAUAUAUCCACAAGUAAGAAGCGAAAAAAAAACUGGUAGAGCCAAGGAUGUUAUGAAACGUUUACGAGCCGGUACUUACGAGCUUGGCGCGGAUUGUUCUGGCAAACGGCUUAAAUGCUUUCAAAAUGUUCCAGAAGAGGAUCGUAAACGAAUUGUUCGGGAAUUCAAUUUGCUGGGAGACAAAGCUAAACAAAACUCUUAUUUGGGUGGCCUCAUCACUUUGUUACCGGUGAAGCAAAGACGGCCAAGAAAUGCUGACUCUAGACAUACCGCUGCUUCAUUUUCAUAUAGAGUUCGUGGGAUAAAAGACAAUGUUUCAUGUGAUGUUCAGGUAUGCUUAAAAGCAUUCAUGUCGCUACAUGGUAUCACUGAAGAUAAAGUUAGGCACAUAAGAGGGGGUCUCCUUGCUACUGGAACAUCUCCUAAUGACCGUCGUGGAAAACAUUCCAAUACACCCCACAAACUUUCACAUGAGACCAUGGAAAAAGUAAUCAGCUUCUUGAAAUCUCUUAAAGGAAGAAAAUCGCAUUAUUCAUUGAAAGAUACCAAAAAAUAUACCUACCUGCUGAGUUAA